ACUGCGGCUCUGCGGCGAAACUGCGGCUCUGCGGCUCUGCAGACAGAUAUUAUUAGACCGUUCUGCAGUAGGGCUUGCUUACAGUGAGAUACAAGUCAACUGUGCUCCAGGACAGACUGAUAUAAAUAUUUCAAAGGAGAAAAAAUGGGAUUGUCUGGAUCAAAACCAGUGCAUCAACCAAAUCCAGAACUGGAUAGACCAUGGCGGAACUUUGACUGGGGAAUAAAAGAAGAUCUAAAGGAAAAGCUGGAAAACUUCUCUCCUAGUGAUCCAAAUGUAAAGGACAUCAAGAUCCUGGUAACUGGACAAGUUGGAGCAGGAAAGUCCAGCUUUAUUAACUCAAUCAAUAAUGCCUUUCAAGGACGGAUCACCUCUAGAGUGCUAGUGAAUUCGUCUGGUGGUGGCAGUCAUAGUUUCACACAAAAGCUCAAAGGAUUCACCAUCAGAAGUGGGGGGAAAACUUUGCCCUUCGUCUUCAAGGACAUAAUGGGCUUAGAAGCUGAGAUAUUGGCUGGAUCACAGGCAGAUGACAUCAUCAAUGCUGUGUUUGGACACGUGAAGGAUGGCUAUAAAUUCAAUGAGGCGGAGACAAUCUCUCACGAGGAUCAACAUUACACCAGUGACCCUCUCCUCUCUGAUCAGGCUUUCUGCCUGGUGUACGUCAUAGACACAAAUACAGUCGAACUCACAAAUGAAAAACUUAUUGACAAGCUGAAGAUCAUCCGCAAGAGAAUCAGUGAAAGGGGGAUUCCUCAAGUGGUUGUCAUGACCAAAGUGGAUGAAGCAUGUCCGCUGGUCAAGAAAGAUCUAAGGAAGAUCUACACUAGCAAGAUCAUCAAAGAGAGGAUGGAGUUGUGCAGUGCCAAAAUUGGUGUGCCAUUGUCAAACAUCUUCCCAGUGAAGAACUACCAUAACGAGAUUAACACAGAUGAUGACAUUGAUGUUCUGAUACUAAAGGCACUUGAACAGAUUGUUUAUAUUGCCAAUGAUAGAUUGGUGGACAAUGAAAGCUACUGACAAAAAUCAAGCAUAUAGCAUCUGUUCUGGAUAUUAUGUUAGUCAAGCUCACAUCAGCUUAUCCACGUCUACCUGUAGGAAUACGAUAUUCAUAAGCUCUUUCAGUAUUAUCAGCUAUCUGAAUGUGCUGCAUGCGCUGGGAGUUUUUGCUCAGAACAGAACCAUACCGCCAAUCCAAACUGUAUUUGGCAAUCGUAUUUGACAUCACAUAUACAGUAUUGAUGCAUUUGGAGUGGGUCAUUCUUUGAAUGUGAUACAUUUUCUUUAUCAUUUAAGAAAGAUUGUGGAUUAAAAUUACAAUGAAGGAUUAUGUUUUGUGUUAAAUUCUAUAAAUAAAUGUACAGUGGGGUUCAAAGUCAAUGAAUAUCUGGGACUAAAAAUCUAAUAUAAACCUGAAAAUGAAUGUAAAGAUUCAGAAUUAAAACUAUUAAAUUACACAAAUAAGUAAUGUGGGAAUAAUGCACUGACACUCUUGUAUUUUUGAUUAUUUAAAACAAACAUGAACAAAACUUUUACUUAUUGAGAUCUGUUGAACAAAUAUAAUAUUUAAUCAUUAAUUGUUAUUUUUUUCUUGACAAUACAUGUAUUCAGCCUGUCCAAAACAGUGAAUCUGGAGCAAUGUAUACAUUUAGAUUGAGA
Pimephales promelas (fathead minnow) is the source of this 1656-nucleotide messenger RNA. Lineage: Eukaryota; Metazoa; Chordata; Actinopteri; Cypriniformes; Leuciscidae. The record is from RefSeq and is a predicted model, not a curated record.